Molecule: messenger RNA, 5342 nt
Organism: Schistosoma spindalis
Lineage: Eukaryota; Metazoa; Platyhelminthes; Trematoda; Strigeidida; Schistosomatidae
Source: the annotation of a GenBank genome assembly
AUCUUACUUUCGCAUGUAUCUACUUUAACUAAUAUAAUUCUGUAAUAACGUCCUUUGUGUUGUACAGUCUUCAAAGCAUCUAUAAUACCUUGAUACGCCUAUGAGGUAGUCUACGUAAGGUGCUGACCACGAGGUAUGACUUCGAUGUUAGCUGGUUCGUCACAUCAUUCCCAUCGAACUUGAGUAGGCCUUCAAUCAUUCGAUAUAGAUCAUCUACAUUGGUGAUCACUAGAUCAUAUAACAGACUCUAGCUAAAAUGUUGAUCGCUUAAAUAUCGCUCAAUGAUUCAUCCUCCUCCCCAUGUAUGUAUGUAUGUACUCAAAUCUUGUUAUUAGUCCUUGCUUUACUUUGCUGAACCCUUAUGCAAUUUGCCGAUGAGCUUAUAGCUAUAUGAUCUGCGCUAUCCUUUAAUAAACUGUAGUUGCCAAGUCACCGUUUAAAAUUUAUAUUAUAACAGUUAUUAAAGUGAUCAAUUAACGAAGUAAAACCACUACAAAAUGUUUACGGAUCCCUUUUUAUUCAAUAGUUCUUUAGUAGUAAUUACGUAAUUGUUCCAAUGAAAGUAAACAUAUGACAUUAUAGAAUAUUGUGAAAAUAUACAUUAAGUAAACAAUUCUUAAAUGCUUCUGUUACUAAGCUGUAUAUUAUUGAUUUUUAACUCAUAAUGAAAAUCACUUUAACGGAAUACUUAUUUAAAAAAAAAAAAAGAAAUCCACACAAAACUACGCAAAGCAAUUUGAUUGAUUUUUUUUUUAGGUUUUUUUUGGUUUAUUGUAACAUACCUACUGAAAGUACCAUGUGAACAAUGAAGAGGUAAACGUUUUUUUUUGUUUCUUCUUUUUCUUUAGUUUUGUCUUAAUUUACUACUAAAUUUAUAAUUAAUUGACAUAUUACGAUACCUUCCCUCCCUCCCUCUCUGUCUCUGUCUCUCUCUCUCACACACACACACAUACGCACUCGCAAUCGUACACACAUACGAACACAUACAUACACAUAUUAGAAAAUCAAGAACAUACAUUUUUGUAUGUGUAGUCUGAAUAUUAUCAAUCAUAUGUAAUUUGUAAAUAGUCCUUAUUAGAUUUAUAUGAUCAUCAUAUUCUCCUAAUAAUGAUUUCAUCAUUAUAUAGUUACAUGUUUAUUAUUUCAUAAUACCAUUACACGAAAGAAUAGCAGCUUUAAAAUAAAAAAAAAGCAAAAAAACAAUGAUGAAAUUGCAAUUAACCCAAAAAUUUUGGUUCUUUCUAUUCAUUAUAUUGAAUAGUUUUCUUGCAGUAUCCAGUUUUAUAUUAUUUGUAUUAAGUCUUAAAGCCCAGGAUAAUUUACUUAAAUAUAAAUUAAUAUUACAAUAUACAAUACCAGCUAUUUAUCCAACAGGAAUAUUUACAGGAAGUCUUGGUUUAAUAACAGCAUGUUUAGGAUUUAUUGGAUUAUGGAAACAAAUGAAUAUUUUAUAUCUUUUACAUAUCAUUUGUUUGUCCAUAGCAACAAUAAUCAAUUUAUGUAUAGCUAUUGUAUCCGUGACAAAUGAUCAACCAUUUUUUAUCAAUGCUAAACAAGCAUUAAAUACUACUAUUAAAUAUUAUUAUCAAAAUGAUGAAUAUGCAAAUGAAUUUGAUAAAUUACAUAGAAAGUUUUUCUGUUGUGGAGUUUAUUCGUAUGCUGAUUUUAAAAAAGCUAGAUUAAUAAUACCAUUCUCAUGUAGAGUUGGUCAGUAUGUUUAUGCAAGAGUAAGUCAGUAUUUAUUUAUUUAUUUAUUUAUUUAUUUAUUUAUUUAUUUAUUUAUUUCAAUAAUUGAGAUCAUGAGUUCAUUCAAGCUAGAUAACCAUGGAAAACCUGGAAGUCUUGGACGGUCAUUUCGUCUUAUUGUGGGACUCCUCAGCAAUGCGUAUCCACGAUCCCGACUCGUGAGAUUCAAACCCAGGACUUAUCAGUCUCGUGCCAGGCACUUAACCAACUAGACCACUGAGCCGGCAUCUAAUGGUGUUAAUGUUUAACUUCAACUAAUCCACGAAAUUGGGCGAAACAUUCACCAUUGUCUUCAGUGAUUUACUAUCCCACAACAGACCUGGUUGAACUCCACUGGUCAUUGCUUCUCACUAGAACUCCAGGAUAUACCUCUUGAAGUCAGUCAUUAGUGAGCAUAUGUUGAUUACAAUCAGAUAAGGGUUUUGUUGAGAUUGUAGUAUUUUCAAUAAUUGUAUAAUAAGCUUAUUUCAAAUUAGACAUUAGCAUUGUUAGACAUUUGUUCAGUGGUCUACAGGUUAAGACUUCGCUCGUAAGAUUGAAGAUCCUGGAUUCAAAUACCAUGUACGGGAUUAUGGAUGUUUACUAUUGUAAAGUCUCAUAUUAAAACAAAACAGUCAUCCAGUGCUUCCAGGUUUCCAAUAGUGAUCUAGAUUUAUUUGAAUCAUGAAUUCAACUAUUAAAAUUAUUACAAUCUCUCUCUGUAUAUAUACUGAACACUGGAUUUAUUAAAACCAAACGAACAUGUUUGUUAACAGGUUCUACCAUGAUUUAUUGAUUAAUCAAUAAUUUGCAAUAGUAUCUCAUAAUGUUUAUGAUCAAUCUGUGCUACAACUAAGGAUAAUUAUACUGAUACAUUCAGGCUUUAAUACUAGAGAGAGAGAGUAUAAGUGAUAAAAUAAACUCUGAUAUGAUGUGAAGAUUACUUAGAAUAAUCUAGGGAAUAUUUAUUAUCUCAUUAGCAUUUUUGUAAAUCAUUGGUAGUUAUGUUAAUAGAUGUUAAACUGACCAAUGUUAUAGGUAUAGACGUUUCAUACAAUAUGUUCAACCUAUUGACUAAAUCGAUCGUUAAAGCUAUAGCAAUCUCACUGUAGUCCUUGUGAAUAGAUACAAGGUUUUGUGAUGAAUUGUGUUUUUUUUUCUUCUGAGUUCCACGUCGACCUUAAGAAGUGUUAACAUUGCGAUUAUAUGCUUUAAGAAUUUACAUGGGUCAUGGAUGCGCACUGAUGAGAAGUCUCACAGUAAGACGAAACGGCUGUCCAAUUCUUCCAGGUUUUUAGUGAUGGUCUAGAUUUAUUCGAAUCAUAAUCUAAACUAUUGAAAUUUACAGGAUGUUUCACCUGUCAGACACUGGUUAUCGAAGUUAUUGAAAAUCUUUUUCUAAAGUUGACUUAACAGUAGAAGCCCAUUAUACAUUCGGAUUCUGAUAAUUAAACAUGUAAUACUUUUAUCAUUAUAAACAGUGAAUCAUCAUUCAAUAGAUCAUGAUAUUAGAAAUUUUAAACUCAUGUUUCGGCAUUUAUUGAGCUCUAGUGGAUAUAGUUUGGAAGUCAUUAUUCCAUGAGAAUCUAAUUUGUAUUCCGGAAAUCAUAUGAAGUUUUCAUACCGAUGAUUACUUACCAUAUUUCAUUCGUGACUACUGAGAUAAUGGAGCCAUAAUGUUUUGUUAUUAUGCAAAUACACUAGUCGAACCGUUUAAUAAACACCAACAUUUAGUGUAGUACUUAAAGGAAAGUACCUUUGAUUACUCCGCUUAUCAAGUAACAAGUAAAUUGAAUCACAUCAUGAACUCAACUGAAAAAAAAACAUAAGGAUCGUGAAUUGAAUAAAUCAUUAUGCAAUAUGUUUCACAGUUCCGGUGAACGAUAAGCUAUUAGCACACUACUUCAUAUGAAAGAAAACUUGAGUUGUGUGUAACAAACGGAAACAUCUAGGCAAAGAUGGAUAGUGGUUAGCUGUGGAAUCUACGACGCGCGUUUCGUCCUAUUCAGGACUCGUCAGCAGGAUGUACCUGCAUCUCAGAUGUUGAUGUUCACUCUGGGUCUCGAACUCAAUAUCGUUCACUUUUGGACGCCAUUGCGUUAUCCACUUAGCUACUGAGUCUUAAUAGUCACCUGCUUGUGCAUUGACGUGAAGUUAUAUUCACUUGGUGUUUUGUACUUGUAUCUUCCCAUUGUUAUUUAGGACUGCAAUUGAUCAGUCUCUAUCUAUCUUUACUUAUAAAACUCGUGACUUCAGGCAAUAUUGAGGCAAUCCGCAUAAGAUGCAUAUAUACCAAUAAGAGAUUGAUCAAUUUCAGUCGUAAAUAACAAUGAGAAGAUACAAGUAAAACAAUACCAAAUGAAGAAAGCAUCUGAAUAAAUCGAAAAUUCAACAGAAGAUAUGAUAUUCAGACAUUGAUUAUUCAUCUAGACUUAGAUACAGUAUUUGAACUUUUGUUAUCGUUAAACACUGAUAACCAUUAGAAGUGAUUGUAACUGAUCAUAUUUACAAUCAUGCUUAUACAUAAUUCCUUUCUUAUUGUACGAGUUAUUUACUUAUACUUCAUAAGAACGCUUUCGAUAGCGAUAUCCUCUAAGUUCAUCGAAAUUGUUAUAUAUAUUUAAAACAGUUAGUCCCAUUGAUAAAUUUUGAUAAUGCAAUGAGAAGACGAAGUUUAUCAGAAUUAUGUGAUAUAUUAGCGCAAUACAUUUGGAACAAUCUGAUCACACAUAUACUUGUUAAGAGCAUUUAUAUAUAAAAAUAAAAGGUCAACUAGACAGGUUAAGGGUAAGUCAUGACAAAGGAAAAAAAUAUUAAAGUACACAAAACAAAUGUGAUUACCACUCUGGAUAAUAAAUCAGUAUUACCAGGGUAGGUUUAGUGUAAGGACAAAUUGUUUUUGAACACAUAAAGGGGGUUUUAGUUUCCGUAUAACCAAGGCUUCAAUAAAUCUUAGUAUACGUCCUUGAAGGCUUUUGUAUAACACUACAAAUGCUGAUUUGAUGUCGACCUUAUGACCCGUCUCAAUCAAAUGUUUCGCAAUGGAGGAUGAUGUCUGUCUAUCCUGUGAUCUUAUUUGACCAUUGGAUUUUAUAAACAUUUCACUAUUAUUAUUAUUCACAAGUCCUUUAUUCUAUCCAGUGUUAGCUAAUAACUUCCUACAAGACAAAUUGACUAAACUCAGAUACAAGAAUAUCACUGAUGUAUUUUAUUAAUGCAAUUAAUGGUAUUCAGGAUGAAGAUAAAAUGAUAGAAUGAUAGAUAGAUAAAUAUUCAUUAUAUUUUCAUUCUGAUACUUGACAAGAAUAUGUAUUCUCAUGUGAUAUGUAUAUAAUUACUUAUAUUAUAAAAAUAGUCAGUCACUCAGCUACAACGUAGGACCAGGCACAUAUAUGCAUCAGUUUAAGUUGCCAAAACAGCAUUAGUACAGCAAGAUGACCACCGGAUUCAUAGGAGUGAUUAAGUCAAUGGUGGUAAUAUAUAAAAGAAAGAUUGCAUGUAAGGAUAUAGUACAAGAAGAAAGUUAUUUCAUAGAAAGAUAUGAAAUAAUUUUAGUCUCAUAGUUUAAAGAAAGAUAGAAACUGUAUACACCUACGCCAUUGUGAUCGAUUCUGAGC